AUGUUGGGCCCUACCUUUGUUCUGUGGGAUGUGGGAUCUCCCUUAUAUACCUAUGGAUCCAUCUUCAUUAUUGCAUUAAUUAUUUGGCAAGUGAAAAAGAGCCGCCAAGAACUAAGAUCAGAGCAUAAUAAGACCUGUUGCCAGCGUCACCGAAAAGUCAAACAAAGAUCUAGAGAUAGAACAUCAAAAGCUCAGAUAACAUCCCAGGAAGAGGCAGAGAAGCUUCGGAAGCUGCUCUCUGUCAUGAAAAGCCAGGGCUGGCUUCCUCAGGAGGGAAGCGUUCGGCGGGUCCUAUGUGCAGAUCCUGGCUGCCAAAUCUGCAAUGCCAUGGCUCUGGAGAUUCAGCAGUUGCUGUCUGGUGAGAGCAAGAACUUCCCUUCUUUAUCAGGGACAUCACAAAUCCAUGAAAGGUCCAUGUCAAAUAGGUCUUUAAAGAAGAAUCAGGAGCUUUGUUCGCAGCCCACCAGAGAACAUUCACCUGUACCAAGCCACACAGUGCCACAAUUAAUGGAUCAGAAAUCUUUAACUAAGACUACUGCCCAGGCAAGUUGUGCUAUCAGUGUCCAAUAUCACUGGCCUGAUUAUCUCCAGCGAGUGCAGGGAUUUCAAGUACCAAGUGUAUCUCAGGAUGUAGGAGUUCUAUCUUCUUCAAGUCUUGAGGAGCCUGGGAUUCCUGAGAGUCAGCAUAAGAGAAAGAAGAACAACUCCACAUCUGUCCAGAAGAACCAAGCAGAUCCAGAAGUUGACUUGGACAAUAAGAUGACAUUCUUUUCACACUGGAUUAACCCUGAAGUGAAAUGUCAAAAGCAGGAGGUACCCAGUCCUCCCUGUAAAGUGGAGACAGUGACCAAAGCCAGAAUGAGGAGCUCCUACAAGGAGCUCACUUUCCACAGUGUAGGCCUAGAGAACCUCCAGGGCUGGCUUCCUCAAGAGAAAAGCGUGCGGAAGGUCCUGUGUGCAGAUCCCCACUGCAAAAUCUGCAAUACUGCAGCUCUGGAGAUUCGGAAGUUGUUAGAGGUUGACACCAGCCAAUUCACCACAAGUGUGCCUUUUGAACAGAAGCUGAAACUUCAUCCUCAGCACUCCAGAGAUACUGAACUAAGAUCUGUUACCCCAAGAGUAACAGAACCUUUUGCCGAGUCAACCAAUGUAGUUGACAUCCAAGAAUACUGGAAUGAUCAACUCCUCCUACAGCAGGACAUUCAAUUGCCAGAGAUGUCUCUGGAUUCAGAGAUGGUGGCUUCUUCAAGGCUUGAGGAAACUGCAGUUAUAUUGAAUGAGCAGGAGACACAGACCACCCCUAACGGUGUCCAGGGAAAUUGGGAUCAUGACUCUUUGAAUUUGCAGGUCUCUUUUCCAUGCCCAAAUCUAGAGAUCACAUGCCUGACACAUCCUGUGGUUAUGCAAAUUGUCCCCAGUGCUCAUUUGCCUUUUGUCAAACCUGAAAUCCUGAGGCUUCUUGAGCUACAUGUUAAAAAAUGGAUGCAUUUUCAGAGGUGGGGACUCCCCAGACGGGUGGAGCAGUCCCUAAGGCAACUUAUGCCAAGUCCACCUAUGUGUUACCAGCCCGAAACUAACCAACCAGAGUCUUUUAUCUUGACUAAUACUCCUCAGACAUGCAUACAUAGAUUUGGGACUAUUUUCCAUGAGGCAUGGUGUCCCUUUAUGGCUGACCAACACAUCCAGAUCUUUUGGGUUUCUGAAUGGUCUAUUACUGAACCAGUACAAAGGCACCACUGCCAACAUAUCCCAAAUCCUAUGGCAAUAACCUUGCCCUCUCCUACUCUUGAAGUCUUAGAGGGUCUCUGUCCACUGUCUGGUGAACAGACUAAUAGCUCAAGGAGCAAUCUGCAGCAAAAACACUACCAGCUGUUCUGUGGUCUCCCUUCUCUGCACAGUGAGUCUCUGGUUGCCACUUUAUUAGGCCCUCAAAGUCUCGCCAAGAAUAUCUCUUAUCCAUUCGUGAAGGAUCUUCAUCUCUUCAAGGAGUACUCCUACCCCCCCUUGCUGAGUCAGCCCUGCCUUGAGUCACCCCAGCCCUCUUCCUCACCUUGUCCAAAGGGAGAAUCUCCAACUCAGCAUCAAGAGCUUCCAAUCACAGUCCCAUUUCUGACUCUGGCCGAAUGUAAAACCUUGGAAUGGCACCUGCUGCAGAGGCAGCUCCAGCUUCAGUGGGGGCUGCCAGCUGCCUUCCAUCGAUCUCAGCAUGCCCAGAGCCCCAUGCAGUGUGAACUGUGUAACAAAGCCCGAUCUCUCAAGAUUCAGAAAACUUUACGGACUGAGAAGCUCUCAAUCCUCACCAGAGAACUCAUCUUCUUCCCAGAGCAUGCCCGCAGGCUACUAGGAUUCCACCUCCAGAAACACUUGAUGCACCUUCGCUGGGGCCUGCCUGAGAAGAUACAGAAGUCCAUCCAGUUGCUUCUUUCCUCCACUGGCCAGCAGCCCCUGUCCUUGAGCAACAAAGCCCUACCCAACAUGAGCAUCUCCCAGCCUGGGGCCCCAGAGGCUAAAGGAGAUGGUUGUCUCUUCUCCCCCAUGAUUUCACAAGUGUCUGUCCCCAUGCCACAUUUUUUUGUCCAAGCUCAGGCAAUGUUGCAAAGCCACAUUGAUUCCAAAUGUGGGCAGAUUCACCAGGGCAAGGUCCCUGAUCUUGUAUAUAGUUCCUGGGAAUGCAGAAUUCCUGGAGUGCUAGCAAUGGCUCCCUUCGCUGACAUGCUGCAAGGGCAGCUCCUGGAACUGCAGGCAGCAAGUGAACCUGAUCUAUAUCACAAAGUGGUGCCCUGUGAGCCAAUGGCCCUUGGCCAGCAGCCAGAGGCCUUACUAGGUGCUGCCACUGAACACCAAAAGCGUCCCCAAGCUCUAUCUGAUGAAACCAUUGAGAAACUGGAGACAACUUUACGGCAUAAGUAUCUGGCCUUCCUGUCAGGCCUCCCUGCUCUUUACUAUGUGGCUCUCUCUAGAGUUACAUCACCAGUAGCCACUAACCAAUCUGUUAUCACAGAGAUGGUGUCUAAGUCUAUUAAGAUCGCACAGGAGCCUCUGGUUCAGAUGCUCUCCCUUGAAGCCUCAGUCAAGAGCCCUGGACCAUGCUUUCAAGAUGAUAACAAACCUUGUGAAGUCACUGGAGAAAAGUCCCAGCCUGAACUACAGGUGGAAGCCGAAACAGAAAGGGCACCUCCCAAGAAGCAGGUGCUUUCUGUCAGCCCUUGCUUACUCAAUACACAUAUGCUUGCUAAAUUAAAUUUCCACCUGAAGAAAAAGGUCCUAGAGAUACAACUGGGAAUUCCUGAAGGUACAAGAAAGUCCAGGAAACCAAAUGUGGCAGUUCCAGAGCACAAAUCCUCACAGGAGUGUCUUCAGAGUAAGAAACACCAAGGAAACACAGUGCUCCAGGAACUACCUCUAGGCCCUCCUCCUGCUUCAAAAUGGCUCUGCCCCAAAGAAAAGCAGGCCACUGAGCAGGCCACUGAGCUAGAGGCAAUACAGCAUAACCAAAAGCACCCUGGUCUGAAAGCCGUGCCCUAUGGUUCUGCCCCCUGGGUCUCCGAGAUCCCUCAACCUAGUAGGGACAUGACUGAGGCUCAGGUGCUUUGUGUUCAAGUUCAGACCAAUGUGAGCCACCCCAGCCUGGAGAAACCCCGUAGUCCUGAGCCCCAAAGCCCUGGGAAAAGCAAAGACUCAGCCCAUGUGUCCAUGCUGGCAAGAAAGAGAGAGGACCACCCAGAGAAGCUCGAGGCAGCAGGAGACCCUGGAGGAGGAGAUGCAGGGUUUGGGCUCUCCUCGGCCACUGAGGACAGACCCCAUGCCGAAGUCCAGAGGCCAGAGGGGAUCCUCCUGAACAAGAUACCCCAAGGCUCAUGGCGGUGGAAAUACGACUUUCAUCCUGUGAAUCCCUGCCAACACAGCUCCCAGAGUCACCCACAGCCAGAGUCAAUUCCCAGAGGAAGAGAAUCUGCGCAUGACUUGCCUCACAGACUAAGCAAGCCAAAUAGCAUCCUCUCACCUGAAAGGACCCCCAACAACGCGCAGCCUGUGGCAGCCCACGCUCCCCAGGGCCAGCCUUUCCUGGACCAACUAAUUCAGGAUCAGCUUUUGCAGAGCCCAGCUUGCAAAGGUCAGGUUUUGAAAGGGCUCAUGAGGCCGGCCCCUGCUCACAGGGAGACCAGACUUGCAGACACUGGCCUGAGAAGUAAGAUAAAAUCUUUUCUAUACCGUGUGAGCCCUGAGAUGAAAGGCAAAGGGCACCUGGAAUCCACAUCCUGUACAGCUGGCAAGGAAGCCAAACCCAGAAUGGAAAAUGUCCUAAGCAGCCUGGCUCAUGCCCCAAGUCCCAUGAAGAGAACCAAGACAAAGAAGCCAAUGGAGCACCCCAAGGUCCAGCCUGAUCCUACUGAGAGCCCAGUGGGCACAGCCUCCUUCUUAGCUGGUCCUCCUUCCCCAGGCAAUAAGCUUCGCCUGCGCUCCCGACCACAGGGCUCUGCCUCAGUGCUGGGCCAACCCCUCCACUGCCCUCGACACUGCCCUCAAGUGGCUUAUGCCACCCAACCAGGGAAUACACCUUAG
Messenger RNA from Dipodomys spectabilis (banner-tailed kangaroo rat), 4563 nucleotides. RefSeq names its product family with sequence similarity 205 member A (gene Spata31f1). Bases 1 to 4563 code for a protein of 1520 amino acids. Lineage: Eukaryota; Metazoa; Chordata; Mammalia; Rodentia; Heteromyidae. The transcript has 8 exons. The record is from RefSeq and is a predicted model, not a curated record.